Hippocampus zosterae (dwarf seahorse) is the source of this 2301-nucleotide messenger RNA. Its product is annotated as regulator of G-protein signaling 9-like. Lineage: Eukaryota; Metazoa; Chordata; Actinopteri; Syngnathiformes; Syngnathidae. Bases 190 to 2289 code for a protein of 699 amino acids. The record is from RefSeq and is a predicted model, not a curated record. Gene Ontology annotation, biological process: intracellular signal transduction; regulation of G protein-coupled receptor signaling pathway; G protein-coupled receptor signaling pathway. The transcript has 19 exons.
GGAGUGUAUAUUGUAACACAAUGCAAUGUCAAUAUGCUUGUUAUAACAAAUCAAAAAAUUUCCGAGCUCGUUGUGAGUCCGUGAAGGCACCACCGGUAUUGAUUAUCCUCUCCAGUCGGCAUCCCUCGGCGACACAGCUCGCAGUUGCAUUGAGCGUGUGGUCAGUGGACAUUAUUAUCAUCAGGCAGCAUGACAAUUAGAAACACUCUGCGGGAUCACGGGCAGAGAUAUCGACCACGGAUGGCUUGUCUUAAAAAGGCGGAAAAGGUACUGCUGGAGAUGCAGGAUCCCAAAUCGGGAGUGAAGUCUCAGCCGCAGCGACUGGUCAUCACCACCAUACCGCACGCUAUUACUGGUGAAGACAUAGUUGCGUGGCUGGCAGACAGAUUCCAAAUUGACACCAGAGAGGCCAGAGGUUUGGGUUCCAUGCUGGUGGCGUUGGGCUUCGUGUACCCGCUGCAGGACCACAAGCGCUUGCUGCUGAAGCCCGACGCGUCACUCUAUCGCUUCCAGACGCCAUACUUUUGGCCUGCACAGCAGUGGCCCGUGGAGGAUACCGACUACGCAAUCUACUUGGCCAAAAGGAACAUACGCAAGAAGGGGCUCUUGGAGAUGCACGAGCAGGAGCAGUACAACCGCCUUCACAAGUGGAUGAAUCAUAAGUGGGACUUCAUCGUGAUGCAGGCGAAAGAACAGAACAGAGCCGCCAAGGAGAGGAAGAAACCGGACCGCGUGGUGUUUGACUGUCAAGAGAGGGCCUACUGGGUGGUCCACAAACCCCCGCCUGGUACGGUUAGCGCCAUGGACUAUGGACUCGACCGGCGAAUCGAUCCAAACGCGGAUGAGGUAACAGGCCUUUCUCGCUGCUCAUUUUCUUCUCAAGUCGUUCACUCGGUUCUUACGCGUCAUUUCUGUCAUCACACCCCGUGUUUUUUUUUAUUUUCAUUUUUUUUGGGUUCCUCCUCGCAGGUGAAAACGCCCGACUACUACGAGAGGAUUAUGAUCUUCACCCAGCAGUCCAUCAUGAGGCCCAGAGUCAAGUCGUCGGUGUCCAUCGGCGCGUUGGUGAAAUAUAGCGCAACCUACAACAGCCACGACCCGUUCCUCUCCAAAUGUCUUCCCAGCAACCCCUGGCACACGGACGAUGUCACCUACUGGACCUUGAACAUGCCCAACGUGGAAACGCCCACCAAGAUGCGCGUGGAACGCUGGACGUUUAGCUUCGGCGAGCUGCUCUCGGACGCUCGAGGGCGCGAUGACUUCAGGCGCUUUCUGAAGAAAGAAUUCAGCGGUGAAAACUUGGCAUUCUGGGAAGGCUGCGAGGAUUUAAAGUGGGGCACGGCGGCGACCAUGCGGGAGAAGGCCGAGCAGAUCUAUAAGACUUUCCUGGCCCGCGGCGCCCCAAGGUGGAUCAACAUCGACGGGAAGACGAUGGAGAUCACAGUGAACGGCCUGAAGCAUCCCCAUCGAUACGUGCUGGAUGCCGCCCAGACCCACAUCUACAUGCUCAUGAAGAAAGACUCGUACGGCCGCUACAUGAAAUCUCAGGUGUUCAAAGACACGUUGAAGAAGGCCAUCUGCCCUGAGGAGCACAAGUUCACGGACGCCCAGUUAGAACAGAAUGCCAAGAACCGGCGGCCCAGCCUUAGUCCCAUCGUCCUCCGGCAGCGGGAGCUGGAGGAGCGAGCCAGGAUGGCCGCCAACGCACCCGUCGACAUCACGCAGCUGUGCCGCUUCACCACCCCGGUGCCGCACCUGGCGGUGUACUCCGGCCUGGUCGACUCCCCCUCCGCCAACCCCUCGUCCUCCCUGGCCGUCCUCGCCCCUUGUCCGUCCCCGAUCAGCGUAACCCCGGACAGCACCUCUGCCUCCGAGCGGAGGGCGGAAGCCGGGGGCAAGGCGGAGCAAGAUGGUGAGGCCUCGCGGGCACCCGGCUCGACGUGCAAGUCGAGGGUGGCUCUCUCGCUGCGGCGGCUGCUGAGGCGGGGCUGCGGGGUGGGCGGCGGCCCCUCCGAUGUCUUCGCCAGCCUGUCGCCCAAGUGCCAAUCGGCCGCCGGGGCCAGUGGACGCAUUCGGCCAAUUAGUCCGGACGCCUCCAGCCAGGCCCCGCCACGGAGGAUUGGCAACUUUUUCCAGAUCAAGGUGGACAUCCCCCCAGAGUGUCGGAUCUACCCCAUUGAAUCCGAGGAUGAAGACGAGGAGAACCGAGCCUCCUCCCAGGGAGCUUGGGGGACCAAGGAAAUCAUCUGCCCUUGGGAGAGCCUCACCCCUCACAACGGGACUGGCUAAAAGAAACAAACC